GAAGAUCUUAAAGCAGCCUGACAGAUUUCGCUGUGUUCAUUGCCUAAUUUUUUCACUCGAAUGCGACAACUUUACUUGGCACGCCUAUUCCAAGCACCUGUGAGGUUUUUGACGAUGAAUGUAGAGGGGAAGGGAAUUCAAGCGAAAGUAACGUUGAAUGAUGGCUACCAAAUGCCUUUGUUCGGCCUCGGUGUUUACAACGCGAAUGGCGACGAUUGCCGUAAUGCAGUGAAGUUUGCUCUGCAGAAUGGAUACCGCUUGAUCGAUACAGCAACUUAUUACGAGUAAGUUUGCUUUGCCGGACCAUGUAGUGAUUUUUACUUAUUUACAUCCUUGGUACAUACGGUAAAUGUAUAGUGAGAUGAUUUAUACGAACGGGGAAGCUUCUCCACUGAUUAUGAAACAGACGCACAACUGGGAAAAUACACUUUUCGCUUUUUACAUACGGUAAAUGUAUGGUGAGGUGAUUUAUUCAGUCAGCUCUCUGUAUCAUGUCGCGUAAGACGCGGAGGGUAUAUAUGUACUUCAUACCCACUGCAUUGUGGCUUUAGUACGCUGAAGCUUGCCAUUUUUCUAAUUCUGUUCCUCCCCAUGGCACUUGCGUCGAUGACCUCAGCAGAGCGUAGAGCGCGUGUCACACGUGUCACCGAUGAAUCGUUUCAACUCCAAAGUUUAUUGGAACUUUCCUCAUCGAACGCACACUUUCGUGAUUGACGUGAUUUGUGUGGUUUGACUUAAAACGAUUAAAUGGUAACAGCUUGCUAUGUGCAAAAUCGACGAUAGAAAGAAUUAAAGUGACAGAAACGAAUUUACAUGUUUCCAAGUGGUGAUAAUGGAAAUUUCAUGACUUGAAAAAAUACUGAAAAACGUCUCUUCUUGCGCAAGGUCUGUUGUGAAAUUGUCAUUGUGUAAUGGUCUCGAAAUAUUACAAAGUUAGCCAGAAAUCGUUAGGAAAUAACUCAUUUAAGUCUUUUCAGUUGUAUUUAUAUAUGCACAGCCUGUUUUCAUGCUUUUUAACGUAUUUAAUGAACAAAUUAUGACGUUUGAAAAUAUACCUCCUUUAAAGAGAGAAGUCAUUGUCCAUGGAAAUGGAAAUUAUUUUUACCAAGCUGUUGCUUUCUGAAAGGAUGAAAUAAGUGAUGAAAAACAUGAGGAAAUCCCCUGUUCAAGUGAUGGUUUGUUUGAGAAAAAUCCUAAGGUCUUUGAGCUGCAACUUUUCUUCUCAAACUCCUUGAAGGAUCUUGUCAGGAAAAGCAAGAUCACGGGAAUUCCGGCAGAAACUGUGGACAUAUCAUCGGUUGUGCAUCACUCCUUGAGGGACCAAUUUGUAUCACUCAUCAUCACAAAAGAGAGGGUUCAGUUUUGAGCUGAGUAUUAACACUGAUUCGUUCACAUUCAUCACAACAAAGAAGCAGUGUAGGUGAUUUGGCACUUUAAUGUACAUACUGCAAUAUUUAGUGAUCAAGCAUGCCAUUUCAAUCUCCUGCUGCCUUAAGUUAGCUCUUCUAAUGCUCUUUUGUAUACCAAGCCAUGAAAAAUGCUAGAAGUAGACUUAGCACACGUUCAAAAAACUGGAAUGGCUUAGUUGAGUUAUUCCUUGGGGAUUUGAAGUUAUGUUUUCAAAAUGUCAAGACCAUUACAUGAUGUCAAAUUCAUAAUAGACCUUGUGCAUGGAGACAAGUUAAUUGGUAGAUUUUACUACAUAUUACAUGGUUUUUUAAACAAAAACUUACGCCUUCCUAGUAUCAGAUUUAGUCAAAUCCAUUUCUGAUAAAAGAGCACUGAAAAAGUGAAAAAUCAUUUUUUUGGAUGUUGGAACAACUGUUCACCAUACAUUUCCUUCUAGUGAGUUGCAUUGUUUGCCCCAUGGCGAUCCCAAAAAUCUGUGUGUAAACACAAGGAUCCGGUUCCUGGCAACUCAUUCAUUGCAUGCACUGUGCUUCAUGUGAUUUUUCAGAUGGGAGUGGUGCAUCUUUCCAACUGCAUCCCACAGAAGUUCUCAACCCAGCAGUCUUCAUUCUUUUCCAUGGGACUAAUUCAGGGUUCAUAUUUUACUGACAGUGUAGGUUAAGUGUUCUCAGUUUAAAAGAGUACUUGUAACAAAGAGAAAUCUUGAAAUAUUCCAUUAGUAAUGAAGCUGAAGUUGGACAAGCAAUCAAAGAGUCUGGAGUGAAGAGAGAAGAUAUCUUUGUGGUGACAAAACUCUGGAAUGCUGACCAUGGAUAUGAAGAAUGUUUAAAGGCUUUUAACACAAGCCUGAAAAAGUAAGUAAGGACAAUUUAUUUGGCAAUGAAGAACUGCUUUAGCUGGUGACCAUAAUGUUUGAUUAAAAGUUGAUAUUGUAAGGAGAAAUUAGAUGUUAAUCACUUGUAAGGGGAGGGUUCUUCCUCUUGUGGUAAUUUUUUGUAAGUGGGAAAAUUCUUUAUAUGAAUAAAGAAUAAUGAAAAUAGAUGGAGGCUGGCAAGUUUGGUUUUGAAAAACUUUCCAUGAGUCCUCCUGAGCUUUGUAAAUAGUCAAAUGGUUUGGCUUGCUUGAGUGGGAACUUUCACAUGAUUAUCUGUUCAUCCAGUACCAAAUUCUUUGAACUGACAUCAUAAGAAUUGUAUAGCAGAUGGUAAGGAGAAUUACUAAUAAGAUCUUGGGAGUAGAAGAGUAGAAAAUUGUCAGACUCAAUAUUGCCAAAGUGAUUGUGACUUCUGAUUUUAUUGAACUUUUUUUGCAGGCUUGACACUGGCUACAUUGAUUUGUAUCUUAUUCAUUCACCCAGCCCUGGGGGCAAUGUCGACUCAUAUAAGGCCAUGCUAAAGCUUCAGGAAGAAGGUGUUUUAAGGUGAUCAGUUAUAUGCUAUUAUAUGAAGAGUGACAGGAAUAUUUCUAUAUGUAAUACUUUUUUUUUUGUCUGUCAAACAAGAACUUUAGCAGGCUCUCCUAUGUCACAAAGUUGUGCAUCAAGCUUCAUUCCCCUCUCCCUUCCCCUUUCUGGGCUACCUGUGGGCAUGUGAGUGUUUAAGUCCACUGCCCUGGGGGUGGGGAAUUUGAACCAUGCCUGGGUGCGGUGGGAAAUUUGAACCAGCAGAAUGAAUAUGUUUUAAAUAUAGAGGAGUUAAAAGGUAAAGAGUCUGUUUCUGUGCACAAAUGGAUAAGAAGAAAUUUGAAUGAUGCUUACAAGCAAAAGACCCUAUUCUGCAGUGCCAAAACUAAUAUGUGGCUUCCCUAGAUUUUACAACAUUUGUGAUCAUACAAAGAUUCAUUCAUCAAAAAAUUGUGCUUGAAUACAACAUUUGAAUGCAACUUUGGCUAAUGGGGAGGGUAGGGGCAAGAGUUUGAAUGCACCAAUCUUCAAAAAAUUAAAUGCCCAGUUGGUUGCCCCAAAGGGGAUGUGGAAGCUUUGAUUGACAAAUAACUUUAGAAUUUUUGUAUGAAGUCUUUUGUGUGAAUUUGAUAGUAAGUCAUUUAUGUCUUGCAAUUAAAUGUACUUGCAGUACAUUACAGGUGACCUUUGGACAGUGAGUCAGCAAGUAGUGCUGUCUCACCUACUGGACAAAAAGUAGAAAAUAACCAGAGGUUGUAUAAUAAUGCUAGAUGGUAGUGUUGCAGAAUAUUUGUCUUACAUGCAAAACAGAAAACCUGCCUCAUCCCGCAUAUUUAUGAGUACCCUGUUCCACAAGAGAGAGAUGAUUUUAGAAUAUAUUAUAUCACUGACAUUCAACUAAUAGUUAAAUGGUAACAAAUUAUGAUAUUAACAACAAUAAUAAUGAUAUCAAUAGUAAUAUAUUAGUAAUUUAUAGGAGCCCUACUCGAAAGCCUCAUGGCUCCUCUAUCUUCGGGAUUCCAACAAUGAUUACCUAUGCUUCUUUUCAUUUCGCCUGUUAAUUAUAAAAUAAGAAAUUAUUUAUUCUAUUCCAAGCAUAUGUGAUCCAUUUCCAUUCCUGAGAAUUUUGUUUUAUACAACAAAUUCGGCGUUUAGGAUAUUCCGUCAUUUCACGUCUUCUGAUAUUUCGAUAUUUCAAGGUAUCGUUUCUCGCUGCUUGCUCGCUUCGCAAAUUUGGUGGCUCUUUUCGGCAUAAGUCGCUGAUAAAAUGCUUUCUCUUCAUAUAAAAAAGUUUCCCUUUAAGUUUCACCAUGCGCCGAUCACACCUAUCAAGAUAUUUCAGCAAGGAAAAAUUUUGUUGUUAUAGCAAGCAAUCCUGAAAUGAUUGCGAGAUGUUUACGUCUCACUUGGUGUCACGGUAAGAACUAAAGCCAUAAUGCACUAGUGGCUAAAAGCCAGAAAUCACAAAAGGAGAGAACUCAACUAUGUGUUGAGUGCGAAUGUCGAACUACUAAGAUACUCCGAAACAAAUGAUAAGUAGCACCGGGAAACUCGGGUCAAAAUUGGGUCAAGAUCGGAAUUCUAUUGUUACACAUCACUUGCUCCUCUCGACGACGUACGUGGCUUCGCCAUUUAUUACCAUAAUGGGGAUUUCAAAUGAUGUUAAUUGUGGCGUAAAAAUGUUUGCUGGUUCUUUCUUCCCUUUGUUCUCUUAUUGUUUCACUCGUUCUAAUAAUCAUUUUCCUUCGUGUUGAUUCAUUACUUAACCUUGAAUUCUUUGUCUUGUCGUUUCAUUUAAUAUGUCUUUUCGUUCUUUCUUUUACUUACGUAUUGACUUAUUCACUCGCCUUCUCAUUUAUCUCAUUAUUAUUUCUUCAGUUUAUUCCAAAUAAUGUUUCUUCCUUUCAUCAAGGUCUGCUGGAGUGUCCAACUUUGGUGUGAAUCAUCUUAAAGAGAUGGAAAAGGCAGGUCUCCCGAUACCAGCUGUCAAUCAAAUCGAGCUUAAUCCUUUUUGGCGAUUAGAUGACAUUGUCAACCACUGUCUUGAAAAAGGCAUUGCACCAAUGGGUUACUGUCCAUUGUUUCGUGGCAGGAAAAACAAUGAUCCAGUUUUAAUCGAAAUGGCAAGUAGGUGAGUAUAAAAGUACCUCUACAUGCAGAUCCAUUGGAUCUUUUCACUUUCCGUCACCUCCAUUGCACUGGGUGCCCAAUAAAAAACAGUUUUGCAAGCUGCAGUUGGUAAAAAAUUAGGAAUAUGACCAUUUGCAGGGUUUUUGUUAUUUAGCAUCCCUUAAUCUUGUACACCCUUACAUCAGUAUGUGUAUUCUCCAAACUGUUCUCCAUACACUUCCUAGUGUGUUGACAAGGAGAAUUUGUUUAGCAAUCGAGAGCUUCUUUAGUUGGUGAUCAUUUCCUUCACUCUUGUGACCUUAACGUGUGAUUCAGGGGUGAUAUUAUAAGGAGGAAUUAGAUGAUACUUACUCUUGGGGGUCAAAGGGGUCAAUAAUUGGAAAAAAAUAUUGCUGACGUGUUAGGACGAAAGGAACUAACAACUUAUCCUAAGACGCCAACAGCGGAUAAAGCCAAAUGUGUAUAAAGGCUGGCAUGGGUGUGCUCGCUACCGCUAUAAUCAAUUCCUCAAUUUUUUAAAAUCUUUACCUAAAAUAGGAAUUUUUUGAUAGGUUACUCGUACUCAAAUUUCAAGCUUUCAAUGUUCCUUGCGUGUCCCGCAAUGCCUCCCCAGGAGUACAGCCUAAGUUAAGGCUCAAGAUAGUACGAUCAAAUUGUUUACGACAUAAAGCGUGUACUGGUCUGGAAAUUUAUAUCAGAUUUCAUUUUCAAAUAAUCUCUCUGCCUCUUUUAGGUACAAUAAAACUAUUCCACAAGUCCUCAUCCGGUGGAGCGUGCAGAAAAAUUACAUCACCAUUCCCAAGUCCAGUAAACAAGAGAGAAUUUUAGAAAAUGGAGACAUAUUUGACUUCACUAUCAGCGAAGAAGAUAUGAAAACUUUGGUAAGAAUAGAUUGAAAUGGGUUUAAAAUUCUCCACUUUUGCAAGAAAGCUAAGACGGUAGACAGAAAGUUGUCACAAGUUUUGCACCCUUCGUCUACGCCAAUACAAAGGAAACUUAUAGUACUGAAUAACAAAAGCAAAUGACUUGCGUAUUUGUUUUCGACCGUGCGUGCUAAAAAAUCGAAUAUACGUGUCAGACUAGCCUGUGUCUUAGCGUAUGAAAUUUUGGUUGCGCUGUUAACAUAAACGCGAGCGGUUCUGUAUUUUGGCCACGCUUGCCCCACAAUGUUUUUAAAUGAGUGCUCUUAUCUUUAUAUAUAUAUAUUAUUCAGAAGGGUAGUGUUCUGAGCUCUGGGGAGAUUCCCCAAUUUUCUUGUUGUUAACCUCUUAGUGCUUGAAUUUAACAGUUUUUUUAUUUCUUUCGGAUGCAAACGCUUAUAGCCUGCGCGACAGGCACAUCGUUAGGCCGAGGCAAACACAAGGUUAGCGCGUGGGGCGCGUUACGCUCCUCUCUUCGCGCUAGUCUCAAUCCUUGCUCUCUUCAUGCGCUCUCUUUGCGUUCGCCUGAAAACGCAAAAAAAUGAGGCGCCGGUCGCGCAGGCUUAAACGCAUGAGGACAGUAAAGCAUACAACAAGCGUUUAGUCCCAAACCUAACCCUUAUUAGUCUGUAUAUACAACUGAGUCUCAUUAGUAUUGCUGAAAACGGGACUAAGCACAAAUGGCUGUAUGGGGCUGUGUCUGAGGUCAUACGAGGCGUAUGUAACUUUGAUUCUCUUUAGAUGAGGUACUUAAUGAUCAUGUUACUUAUACAAUCGUAUUUCAGGAUAAUAUGCCCGCAGAACAGUGCACUAACAUGAAGGAUAUCACAAACUCACUAUGGAGAGGUUAACGUCGAGUUUAUCAAGCCAUUCACGAACGGGGAAGCUUCUUCACUGAUUAUGAAACAGACGCACAAUUUGGAAAAUAUUGUACACUUUUUUGCUGUGGUUUAAUUACCCCUAGGCUUGUUUAUGAGCCUUUCUAGGGACCGUGCAUAAUCAUGCAUGUUUUCUUCACGAAAAUUUUUUUUUUUGAUCUGCUAGCCAAUGUUGAUUCAUUUAUUUCAGAGCUUUGUGAAAAUCUUGCACAUCGAUAUUAGUAAUUUUUUUAAGGCAGGUUAGUAGGGCGCUCAACCCUCUUGAUGCUACGCUCUUCCAUUUCAAUUAGGACGACAUCCUAAUUAGGACGAACUGAUGAGUUUAUUUUCUCUUGUUACCCGUUUGUUAAAUAAUGUCUUGAUUUUGUCAGGAGGGUAGUAACAGCUUGAUUGCUUCUCGGAAUUAGAGGGGUUGAUUAAUUUUUUUUCCAAAUCUUAGCAUGAUAACGUAGGUAAUCUUUUGUAAUGAAACGUUUACAUGCUAACAUUAACGAUCUCAUCUCGAUUCAUUCACACAGAAUUUUUGUAUAUGAAAUAGCUGUCCAUGCAGUUCAAAUUGUGGAACAUUAGUUUUUCUUCCUUGGAUACCCCUCAGUGUGUUGGUGGGAUGUGCCGCCCGGUUCUUGCCCCUAUUUCAGACCGAAACAUACCAUUUCCAUUAUUCCGUUUUCAGACUCGGCGCCCUGUUUCUCAAAAGUUUCGUGAAAUCAAAUUUAUUGCCAAAAACCUGAGCUACAUUUGUAAAACUUCUCUUUAAUACAUCUUUAGUUGACAGACACCUCCAUUCAAAUAACGAAAACUUUGGGCCAAACUGAAAAAGUUCUUCUGCAACCUUUAAUGAGAAAACAUCUCUAUUUAGGGGACACUUUAUU
Messenger RNA from Pocillopora meandrina, 7612 nucleotides. Lineage: Eukaryota; Metazoa; Cnidaria; Anthozoa; Scleractinia; Pocilloporidae. The record is from the annotation of a GenBank genome assembly.